This is a messenger RNA of Macrobrachium nipponense, 1937 nucleotides long. Its product is annotated as mediator of DNA damage checkpoint protein 1-like. Lineage: Eukaryota; Metazoa; Arthropoda; Malacostraca; Decapoda; Palaemonidae. The transcript is spliced from 5 exons. The coding region runs from base 110 to 1837 and encodes 575 amino acids. The record is from RefSeq and is a predicted model, not a curated record. Gene Ontology annotation, molecular function: chitin binding. Gene Ontology annotation, cellular component: extracellular region.
AGUACGAGACUUUGGGUCAAGUUCCUCGGCAUCAAUAGUCUUGCGAUCAGCUGUUACCGACAUACCGUGACACCGUUAGCAGUACGUUUGCUCCUGGCGUUCAGUCACCAUGAGGAUUCGAUGGCAAUGGAUCAUAGGUUUUGCGGGACUGGCAUUAGUGGGGAGGGCAACAGGUCAGGAGAGUUCGACCACCAGUGCUCCUGAGGAUCCCAAAAACGCUCCAGCGGAGACCAACACCACCGACACCUCCACCAAGGCCCCACUGACAGGCAACCCUCAGAUCGACUACAUUCACGACCCCAAUUUGCCUCAUGAGCUGAGGGGAUAUGACCUGAGCGAUUAUCCUUUCUAUGCCAGACUUCCAGAGGACCUCCUACUCCCGUCAUUUAAUUUCUCCUGCGACAACCGCCAUGAUGGGUUUUACGCCUCUGUCCCUCAUAAGUGUCAGGUGUAUCACAACUGCCUCUUCGGACAACGGUAUGACUUUUUGUGUGCUAAUUACACCGUCUUCGAUCAAAAGAAUUUCAUCUGCCAUUACGUAAGCGAAGUAGACUGUAAAAACUCAGCCUUGCAUUAUGACAGAAAUGAUGAAUUGUACGAAACGACGACGACCACCACAACGACACAUGCUCCACCUCAAGUCAUUUAUGUGGAGAGACCGAGGCCUCCCCCGAGGCCUUUGGGCGGCCCUGGAGCAAUCAGACCUAAACGACCUCGUCCUUUUGGUGGAAAUAGGCGACGUCCAGGUAAUAGACGCACCACUACAACUCCUGCCCCCGUCUACUAUGACGAAUACUAUGACGAGUAUUACGAUCAAUAUUAUGACGAUUACUACAAUGACUAUGCAGAUGGCAAGUCAACCACCACCACCACCACUACUACUCAAAGACCAAGGCGUCCUCUCAGCUCUCAGAGAAGACCAGGAGGUCAAGGAGGGGCGAGGCAGUCUGAGAGAGCUGGGAAUGUUUUCAGUGUUAAAGAUCGCAAACGUCCAAGGAUAAAUCGUCCUGUCCCUUUGGAUGCUGAACUUCCCUCUCAAGGCCCUCGUUCAUCCCGCUUGCAACAGGCAUCGGCGCCAAACCAACAAGAAUUGGAAGAUGUUCCAGCUGACAGUCCUUCAGAAGGACCAAGAAGAAGACGUCCUGGUCGUAAGCCACGUCCCGGAUCUCGACCUCCCAAGAAAACAACAACAACUACUACUACAACUGAAUCUGCUCCAGAAGAUGAAUAUUAUGAAUACUAUUAUGACUAUGCUGAUGAACCGACAACAACAACAACAACAGAAGCUCCAAAACGUUCUGCAAGACCUGGUCAACGUACCAGGACUGGUGGCUCUCAAAGAAGACCACAAAAUCGAUCGUCACCUACAACAACAACAACAGAAGCAACGACAACCACUGAAGCAGAAGAGCCAACUGGAGAAGAAUCGAGAGGUCGAGUCACUCGCCCAGGAAGGGUCAAUGUUAGGAAGAACCCACUCAGCAGUCGCAAGGAACCUAUUGAAGGUGCGGUGCCUUUGGAACCUCUUCCUAUCCAGGAAACACCUGAAUCAGACAGGCCACGACCAUCACGUCUGAGACCACAAUUCCCUAGAAAUAGGCCAGGCCCUGUCACUACCGAGGAAGAAGAGGUUGCAGUAGACGAGCCUUCUGAGACUGACGCAGCUCCCGUAGCUGAGAGCUCUAAUACAGAGGCUGCUGAACCUAAGAGAAGUAGACCAGGUUUAUCUCGAUCACCAAUUAGACGAUUGGGUCAAAGCGGAUCUGGCAGGCCGGGGUCAUCUCAGCAAAGGGGACAAGUGCGCCAACCUGAUCCCGACUACUAUUAUGAUUAUUAGCACUGAUAUUUAUUAUGUACAGUCACUACCUUCAUUUUGUUUUGUAAAUUAGUUGAAUUGUUUAUACAUAAAUCUUUUAAUAAACAAAUUUUGAUUUCUA